GAUGUUUACAACUUUGUCUUGUAAUCGCUGAGUAGUGGAAGUGUCCAAGAAACUUUAAUACAAAUUUAUUUUACGCUGUCAAAUAAACUGUAGGCCUAGGCUCAUUCUAAGGUCGUUGUUUUAUUUUUUAGUAUUUCAGUAAUGGAAUUUAUAUUUUGUCUGUGCUAAACAUUGUUAGGCUGUUUACUGUGCUCUGUUCCUUGUGAUAUUUUCAUUUGUCCUGUGUGAGUGUGCUGAAGAAGACCCUAUGCCAUGCUAUGCCAAAACUCAAAACGUUCUAAUCGUAUUGUCCUGUCCUUAAAUUCAAGCUUCCACAUACCUCGUUUUGCUAUUUCAUUAGGCUAAGAACUUAGGGCUACGGCUACUUAACUUAAAAGGCUGCUGCUAUUCGGACCCGAGUAUCAGAAGUGAGAGUUUGGGUUUAUUUUAAAAUGUUAUUAUCAUAAUUGUAGUUGUAGGGUUUGUUAGAAAAAAAUUGGUAUCAAAUAAAAGAUAAUUGAAUGGACUAUAUUAUAUGUUUGUAAGCUUAAUUCUUCAGUUUAACCAAAAUAAACUUCCCCAAAUGACAUCCAAAUAGCAUUUAGUCUAAAGUAAAGGGACCCAAGUAAGCAUAUGCCAUUUGCCCAUAUUUAAGAGGCUACAGGCAUAGCUGCUAUUUGGAUGAUCUCCCAUUCCUUGAUAUCUAUGUUAGCUUCCCUCAUAUUCCCUUACAGACCCUUCCAUCCAAUAAGUUUUGCCCCUUCUGCCAACUCCUUCAUUCUUCAUGCAGCAGAUCCUUUGGAAUAUGACCUUAAUGGAAGCUACUGAGUUUCCGCUCAUGACUGGCAUAUGUGAUCCAUACUUCAGUGCCAUAUAAAAGUUUACAAAGCACACAUGCCUGAGAGAUGUUUCAUUUUGUACUAUCAGUUAUUUUAAGAAUAUUCCAGUCCCACUUAUUUAAUUUAGUUGCUGCAGCUUUUGGGAUCCUGAUGUUCACCUCUUCGUCAACAGAGAGUGAACUAGAGAUAUUUUAUCUUAAGUUAAGUGAAAUGCUCAAUUACCUACCGAAAGGUUCCAGUAAAGAUAAAGUCCAAAAGUUCUCAAACAGUUAAAAGCCAUUUCGAAAGGGAACAAUUCUGGUCAUACUUAAUGUUUCUGUAUCCCUAUAACUAUUUAAUUUUACUAAUUUGAUCCCUGUUAAUUCCUCUUUAAAUAUAAUGUAGAAUGAACCUUAACAUUACUUAGGCUAUCAAAAAAAUUUAAAACAUGAGCUCCAUGGAGUAUGAUGAUGGAGCAGACUGCCAUUUAAGAAAGACAUAUUUUUUUCUUUGAUUAUUUUUCAAAAGUACACACAGUGAUUGAGUGGAUAACUUUUGUUGAAUACUUUAUUUAUACCAUAUAUUCCAUUAAGUUCAUGAUAUGCAUCUAGGUUAAAUGUAGAACCUAAAUCUACCGAGUCCAUUAUAGCCUUAGGCAAUAGGAAAGCACAAGUUUACACUUUAGACACCUACAUUUCAUAUUAUAAAUCAUUUUCAUGUUGUAAUAAUAUCCAUGACAUUGAAAGAUUGAUUUGAUGAUAACAAGCUAUAACUGAUUAUAUCGGUGCUUCUAUUUUUGUGGACUGGAUCAAAUUUUUUUUCUCCUUCUUACUAGCAGCCCUAUCACCAUGUCAUUCCAACCCAAUGUGCCACCCUCGCUGGUGGCAAGAAAACUUAAGGCUGAAAAUGAAAUGGGAAUAGAUGAUGAUGAGCCCAAAAAGCAGUCAAGGGAAGAAUGGAAGAAGCAACGUGAGCUUGAAGAAAUGAGAAAAGCUGGUACAGCUCCAGCCAUGAAAGAUGAAGAAGGAAAGUUAGUAAAUAAUUUAUUAUUUUAAUACAAUCAUUAGGUGAUUAGAAUUACUUUUAGCCCAUUGCUCUAUUUAUAAAAUUAAAUUUUUGCCUUCAUACUAAAAGAAAAUCAAAUAAUUAAUCAGUUGUAAAUUUUUAAAAUUUAAACAUUGCUUAUUUAAUGUUGGGAUAAAAAAUACAUGCUAAUAAAAUAUAUCUUUCUUUUAGAGACAUUAACCCUCACAUACCCCAGUACAUCAUGCAAGCACCUUGGUACUUUGGAGCUGAGACUGCUACAUUAAAACAUCAGCGACAGCAGCCGGAAAAAAUACCUGAAUAUGCUCCACUGGGGGUGUCUUUUAAAAAGGGUGUCAAAGAGGUAAUUAAUUUAAUAAUGAGGUUUAAGGAAUAUCAAUAGAAAAAUAGGGUUUCAAUAGUCAUAGUUUGGAGGUUAACAUAACUUAUAUGACUUGUCAUUGUUAUUACCAAUUAAACGUCCAUUAUUUUAUAUUAAAUAGAUUUUUCUUAAAGUUGAAUAUUUUGCGUAAUAAAUAUUCUAAAGCAAAUAAUUUUUUAACUGGUUGCAGGGACCAAUAGCUGUUAAAUUCCGAAAGGGAGCUUGCCAGAAUUGUGGUGCCAUGACUCACUCAAAAAAAGACUGUCUUGAAGUACGUAUUUUAGUAUUGUAUAUCUCUUUGAAUUUUUUAUCUUCAUUGUACACUUUGACCAAAAAAAAUUGUCUUUAAAUUUGAUAAACAAAGUAAAUUUUAUCUCAUAGAUGUCAGUAUUACAACACAGAAAAGUUGUGAGAUGCUGGGGAUACAUUUAGUUUAAAUGACACUACCUUAUAAUUUUUUCAGCGUCCAAGAAAAAUCGGAGCUAAGUUCACAGGAGAGAAAAUAGCUCCUGAUGAAUAUCUUGUACCAGUAUUAAAACAAGAUUAUGAUGGAAAAAGAGAUACUUGGAAUGGAUUUGAUUCUGAGGAACACCAAAGAAAACUCCAAGAAGAAUAUAGAGAAAUAGAAGAGGUCAUUCUUUUUUUUUUCUUUUUUUUUUUUUAUAUGAAGUAAUACAAAAUUCACUAUUUUCCUCAUGAAGCAUUCUUAAAUAAUAUCUAUAUUUAAUACUAUAACUAAAAUCACAUAAAAGCUCAUAAACUAUAACUAUAACAAAAAGAAAACUCCAAGAAGAAUAUAGAGAAAUAGAAGAGGUCAUUCUUUUUUUUUUCUUUUUUUUUUUUUUAUAUGAAGUAAUAAAAAAUUCACUAUUUUCCUCAUGAAGCAUUCUUAAAUAAUAUCUAUAUUUAAUACUAUAACUAAAAUCACAUAAAAGCUCAUAAACUAUAACUAUAACAUAAAUGAUCAUAAAAGAUAUUCUGGUCAUCAUUUUUCUUUUUCAUCAUUCAAAUCUUAAUUUGAUGUUUGAAUUAUUGUUUUUCUUAUCACAUUUAUAAAUAGAAUCUUACUCAAUAAAAUGUUCGUUCGAUGCAUGGUUCAUAGAACUUUUUACUUCUUUCUAAUGGUAGGCUAAGCGGACUCUCAAAGAAAAGGUUUUAGAUGAAUCACUAAUGACAGGUGAAGAUGGAGGGGACAAGGAAGCAAAGGUAUGUUGUUUUCUCAUUUUUAAGUUUUGAUUUACAUUUUUAUGUCUUGAAAACAUUUUGUUUGACUGUAUAAUCAGAAUUUUAAAAAAUAAAUCUUUAGUGAGCAUAACUGUAUAUUAAAACAAUUUUUUUUUAAAGUUGUAAAAUAUCUUCAUUCUAUGUGAGAGAAUGAAUUAUUAAAUUAUUUUUAUGUAGCACUAAUUUUAAAAGAGUUGCAGAAAAUUAAGCCAAUUAUUGUAUGUCAGACAAAUCAACAUCAAAUUAAACAUCAAAACUUAUUGACUCAAAAAUAAAUUAUCUAAAUUUUUUUCAUUUUUAUGUGCUUACAUAAAUUUUUUAUCCUCUUAUAAUGAAUUUAAAAACCCACAGCCAAGCAUAUUUUAAGUGUGGAUUUGGCUAUACAUUUUUAAGUAAUAUUAUUGUAGGCUUUGGGUGCAUCACACUGGGCCAAGUUUGUGUAAAAUCUCAUAUCACUAUUGAUAAGAAUUUUUGUAUGAUAAAUAGAUAUUUAAAAUUAUUUCGAAAAUUUUCUAUUCCAAAUUUAUGUUUCUAGUUAAUUUGCAUUAUUUUCUUAUUUUUUAGGCUGGGGAGAGCGAUGGUGAAGAUAAAUACUAUGCUGAGGAGAUGGACAUGCCUGGACAGAAAUUUGAGACCAAGCAGAGAAUCACUGUUAGAAAUCUGCGUAUUAGAGAAGACACAGCAAAAGUAAUUCUAUCAUGACAAUCAUUCAUUAAUUCAUUAUCAAUAGUUACAUUUAUAACACUUGCAGCUUGAAUUCACGAACUUUGUGAAAGACAUUGCACUUCAUGUUUUUUUUAAUUUUGAUACCCGGUAAUUAUAAAAUGUACACAUUUUUUUUAAAAUUCUAAUUAUUUUUGCUAUAAAAUGUAAUAGAUUAUUAGAAAUAAAUUUUCAAAAUACCACACUCUGAAAAUAUAGUUAUAGAAAAUUUAAUUACUUUAUUUAUUAUGAUUUUUGUAUGUAAACUCUACAGUAUCUGUAUAAUUUGGACAUAAACUCAGCUUAUUAUGACCCGAAGACAAGAUCCAUGAGAGAAAAUCCAUUGAAAAACACAAGCAAGGAAGAUAUCACUGAGUAUGUCAAUUUUGGUAGUAUUAAGUCAACUUAUGUAAUUUAAUUUACAUAUAGGGGUUAUGUGUUACUAUGAAAAUAAAAAAGUAAUUUCUUCUGUUUAGUUGAAGCCUUGUGCUUAAUAGGUCAAGUUUUUUAAUAACUUUAUUAAUUUUAAAAUUUUGGAUAUCUGUUGCUAACUUUCCGAUCAGGCUGAAAUUUGGUGGAGACAAUUUUGUGAGGUACUCCGGAGAUUCACAAGAGAUGGCAAAAAGACAAUGUAAGUCAUGUUGUAACAAUAUAUACAGUUGGUUUGUUAAUAUGUGUUCAAGUCAUUUCAUCAUGAUUUUUUUAGAUUAUUCCUUUAUGUCAUUUCAAAAUGACUCAAACAAGAAAUAUAUUUUUUUUAAAUCAAGUAAAAGUUUCAUUAACUUAAAAGGCUAAACAAUAAGCCACACUAAAGCAUACAAAUUGUAUAAUGGUUACAUGAUUAUACUGCUUUUUUAUUAGUGCUGGUGACCCUGCAGCUUUACGGUAGUGCAAAUAGCACAAUAGAAGGUAGCAGGAUUUUAAUUUGAAAGAGUCAUCCUAAACUGUGGGAAAACUUGUGGGUCUCACUGACUUGACUGCCCAGCAAGAUAGACAUUGUUUGGGAGACGGGAAACCCCACUAAAAAAAAUCCACGCCCAAAGACGGCAGCAAACUUGACAAGGAAUUAAAUUGCAUGUCUAUGCUGCUGUGUCAAAGGAAGACAAAAAAACUGCUGAUUUUUAUUAAGUGUAAUCAACCAUGACAAAUCUUCUAGUUUUUAUUUUAUUGUAUGAAAGGACUUUGUUAUUCCCAGUGGUAAGUGCCAAUUGCCAUUUGACUCGCUUGCCCACAAUUUUUAAUCUUCUGAUUUCAGUGUUUGCUUGGGAAGCCUACGAGCGAGGCAACGACAUCCACCUUCAAGCAGAUCCGACAAAACUCGAACUUCUCCACAAAGAGUUUGAGAAGAGGAAAGGGGAGUUUAAAAAGACUGCAAAAGAUUCUAUUCUUGAUAAAUAUGGUGGUCAAGAGUUUCUGGAAGCUCCUCCUAAACAGCUGCUACUGGCACAGACAGUAGGUUUUUUGUUAAAUGUUCAGUUUAUUUUGUGCUUGUUCUCAAGAAACCAUAAAAUAGCAUAAAAAUUUGUAAUGCGUGAACAGAUCAGUUUUUAACAUUUCAGAAACAAAUGCUUUUUAAGCUUUGAGAAAUUGAAGCAAACUUCGCAACAAUAAUUUUCAAGUUGUAUCUUUGAUACCUUAUUAUUAAUCUUGUGUAACUAGUGAGAUAUUUUCAAUCAGUCUGGGAAAAUUGAAAACAUUUAACAUCUUAUCUAAUGUGGAUGUUGUAAGUAUGAAGCAUUAUUAGUAUUAAUUAUUGUAUAAUAAUUCAUACCCAAAGCUCACAUUAUGAAUCUUUUAUUUAUGUAAUUAUUUUUCUGUUUUAACUUUGUUUUAUGCUACUGUAAAGCCUUUCAAAUGAAACAUCAUCAAAAGCCUGUAAGAAAAUAUUGAGAACUUGGUGAAGUAAAGAUCCCAAUGACCUGCAAAGAUUGAGAACUGCUGUUAUAUUAAAUUAUUUUGUAACAGGAAGACUACGUAGAAUAUUCAAGAACAGGCUCCGUCAUUAAAGGUCAGGAGAAAGCAGCUGUCAAGUCAAGAUAUGAGGAGGAUGUUUAUAACAACAAUCAUAAAGUAGGUUUUGUCUUUGACCAGAAACAUUUCUCAUAUUACCAUUUGCUAUAACCAUUGUUGAUAAAAAUCACGAUUUAAAAAAAAAAAAUGAUUUAUUUCAGAUUAAAUUUGAUUUAAUAAGAUUUUCAACAUUUAAAUUUGAUUGCUUUUUAUUCUAUUUUAAAAAAAAGCUUUCCUUAGAUUUUGAAGUACAUUUAUAUUUAUAAAGAUUAAACAUAAUCUAGUUAUAGUAUAGUAUAUAAUUCAAUUUUAAAAAUGUAAAUUGCAUUUUUGAAAUUGAAAUCAUAUUUUUUUUUUCUUGAAAUAUAAUGUACGAGUAAAUAGUAUUUAAAUUAGUUCUAUAAAUUUAAUUUUUGAUUUUAAUAUACUGAAUUAAAUUUAAGUAAAAUAAUGUUUAAAAGAGUAAUAAAAUCUUAAUCAAAACUCAUUAAAGGUAUAAUAAGGGGAGAGACUGCAAUCAGGUUAGCACAAAAUAAAAUGAGUAAAACAGAGUAGGGUUAAACCUGAAAAAAGAAACGCAACAAAACAACGUAAAAGGAACGAAGUUGGUUCAUAGUAGUUUUGAAGGAAGGCAUAGCAGAGCAGUGACGGACUGGGGGAAAGGGGAUGUCGGUAAAAAGGGGGAAAAGUCAGAAGGGUAAUGUAAGAAUAAGAGAAAGUUGAUGAGAGAGAGAGAUAUGAACGGACGUACCAAUUGCCCAAAGGGAUAAAGUAAGAAAAUAUAAUAGUAAAUCAAAAUUAAUGGGACGGAAACAAACGACAAGUAGCAGUGAAGAAGUAAAUUAAAAAGGAUAAUAAGGAGAGAGACUGCAAUCAGGUUAGCACAAUAUAAAAUGAGGAAAACAGAGUAGGGUUAAACCUGAUUUGUGUUGUUUUGUUGGGGGUUUUUUUUUCAGGUUUAACCCUACUCUGUUUUACUCAUUUUAUAUUCUCAUUAAAAGUAGAAGGAUGUUCAUACUUUUUCCUAAACUGAUAUUUCUUAUAGUAAAAUGUUGUCUUCAUUUAAAUAUGUUUUUAUUUAUGUUAUGAAAUUGAAUGUGUACAAUGUAACAUUUACAUUUAUUUGGAUUAAUAAGAGGAUCUUAUCUUAUCAAAAUUAUUAUCAAAUAUCAAAUAAUUAAGUAAAACAAAGUUUUAAAAAUUUAUAAUCAAUGUUAGUCAUUGUCUUAAUAUUAAUUAUAUUAUAGUCUCUAUAUAAUCUUUAUGAAUAAGAAUUUUAAUUAAUUUUCACACUUUCAAAUUAUGAAUAUCAGUGUCAUAAUAUUGUCAUUCGUCCAUGUCAUUCGAUUCCACCAAAACCUUCUUAUUAAAUAAUUUGAAUAGAAAAACUAAUUUUCCAGCUUUUAUCAACCCAGUCAAUUUCUUAAAACUCAAAAGUUUAAUUGAAUUGAAAAGGAAAAUUUUAUUAUAAAAUUGUGCAAUCAUAAUUAUGUGUAAAUAAAUAAUAUAUUAUGUUAUUAAUAAUGCAUAACAAAACUAAUGAAGUUCUUUAUAUAUAAUAUUAUAUAAGAAGCCUUUCAAUAUAAAUAGAUAAGAUAAAAUAAAAAUAUUAGAAAUCAUUUUUUAAAAUUUAAAUCAUAACUUUAAUUGGUCCGAUUUAAAUGGAUUGAUUUAAAUCACCUUAACCCUGGCUGUAACUUAACUGUGUCCUAGAUGAUCUUUAACUAGUUACUUUUCUUACAAAACUGAAUGGGCAACAGAAAAUAAAACACAUAAAAAUGUUGAUCAAUAAAAUUACAGCCAAAUUAUAAAAAAAAUAAAAAUUAAAAAAAAUCACAUAAAAACAUUUUUCAGGAAGUAAAUUUGUCCUACAGAAACCAUCCAAUUUCAAUAAAAUAUAACACACAAGAAGUCAGGUAAAGUUCUCGAAAACAACUGCACCCAUUUUUAAAUAAAUGAUUCUCACUUCAUUUGCCAGUUUUGUUUGAUAAAAAUAAUUAUCUAAAUAAUAAGUUGUCUGUAAAUCAUUCUGACAUUCAUUGCAUUACUUUGUAACAAUUGUUUCAGUCUGUGUGGGGAUCCUUCUGGAGAGAUGGCAGGUGGGGCUAUGCUUGCUGCCACUCUUUCAUUAAGGAGUCUUACUGUACUGGGGACGCAGGGAAGAAGGCAGAGGAAGUGAGUGCUGUAAUAAUGUCAUACAAAUGAAGAAGCCACAGAUUUAUUAGUUUGAUUUAAAAAUAAUUAGUUGCCAAUUAAUAUCUCUAUUGUUUGUCAUUUUUAUGAAAUUUGUAUACCAUUAGCAAUAAUCAGCAGUAAUGAAAAUUUCCAAUUUUUUUAAGAGGUAAAAAAUGUUAUUCACAAUCUUUUACUUUUUAGGAAAGUAACCUUCUUGCCAUCCCAGGAAAUAUCAGAGCUAACCAGAUAGCAGAAGAAUCAUUAUUGCAGGUUAGUGAAACGCAUUCUUUUAAGUAUGACAUAAUUUUUUUUAGGCGGAUCAGCCAACUUGUUUAUUAAUUGUAUUUUUAUAAGGAAAUAUAUAUAGCAGAAUAUUUUAAUGGUUUCAUUACCCCAAGACUUUUUACAUAUAUGAAAAUAGAGACCGACCAAACUUCGGCGCCAAAAGUUGCCAUUUGAUCCCUUUCGACCUAGUUUCGGUUUUGGCCGAAACUGAAAAGUUAACUUUCGUCUUAAUUUCGGUUUCGGAUGAAACUGAAAAGUUAAAUUUUGGUUUAAUUUCGGUUUUGGCCAAAAGUGAUUGAGACUUUUAGCCAUAGGCCAAAAGUGACUGAGGUUUUUGGUUAUCUACCAGAAGUCAGACUGUCUGUCAGCCGGCAAUCCGAUAUUCAUUAUUGCUCGCCAUCUUGCUAUCAUCAUAUGUUAUAUGAUUAAUAUUCAGCCAAAAUUGCUCACAGCUGUUUGAUGACUUAAAUUUUCCUAUAAUUCCAAAAAAUUAAAAUUUAAAAUAGCGGCUAUGCGUACCCGGGUCUCUUUAGACUAAAUCCCAUUCCGAUGUCAUUUGUGGCAGAUUAUUUUAGUUAAACUGAAGAAGUAAGUUUACAAACAUAUAGUCCAUUCAAUUAUCUUUCAUUUGAUACCUCAUUUUGUCUUACAAACCCAACAAUAUAAUUUUAAAUAGUCUUUUAAUCCCAAACUCUCACUUCUUAUACAAGGUUUUGAAUAGUGGCAAUUAUAAUUAUGUUGUAGGCCUACUGCAAACCUGUUUAGAACAACAAUUUUAAGAGACCCUACCAAUGGGGGGGAGUGAGGUUUGUUUCUGAUCGAAAUCAUUACGUCACCAACAGGGAAAGACUAGUGUGUUAGUACUAGGCUAAAUAUUAAUACAGGGAUAUCUUGCCAGCUAUUUAUGAAAACACAAAGCAUUAGUAUGGCGAUAACCGUGAAACAUUGUGAUGAAAUUUUAUAGCCUUAAUAAAUGAUAUUUAUGUGACUAUUGACUCUAUUAGAGCCAAAAUAAUUACUGUAGUUAGUAUCAGGUAUAUGUUCUAGGUUGUAAUUAUAGUAUAAAAGCAAAGGGCACUUAAGGGACUAUUCUUCAUGAAUUUUGCCAAGCUCCCUCCUCCCUCUGGUCCAAAUUUUCUCUUACCAUACUACUUAAAAAAAAACAUUUUAAAGAAAUUAAAAUUACUUUAAAAUUAAAAUGGUAAAACCCAAAGUAUUCAUUAGAUGUUUAUUAAUAUUCACGGUGAUCUCAUUUUUUAUAAAAAGAAUGUAAAUAUUGAUACUUUACCCCAUCGAGGUUUGUAGAAUGUAUGUAUGAAUGAAUUUCAAAAUAUAUAAAUAUUUAGCUAUCGGCUUCGGUUUUGGCCGAAAAUCACUUUAAGCUUUCGGUUUCGUCCAAAAGUCAUUUUUAACUUUCGGCCUAGUUUCAGCUUCAGCCGAAAUCAGAAAAUCACUUUUGGUCGGUCUCUAUAUGACAAUAUGAGUAUUAAUUGAUUCUCUAUUCACCCCAUAAUGUUACAUGAAUAUAUCAUUUGGAAAAUCUUAAGUUUCCUUUGUUUUUAAAGAUUAUAAUAAGUUAUUAAGCAGAAAUGACUUUAUAAAUUAAGAUUGUCAAUUUGAAAGUUAGAGUUUUUUUUUUUAAAGAAUAUGGUUAACAAUAUGUUUACUUAAGAUCUGAGUUUGAUUCUAAUCUUCACAAAUCUUUGGUGAUAAAAAUGAAAUGUCAAUGCUAUAACCAAUUGCAGAUAUUUUUUUAGUAUUAUUAUAGAUUAGCUAACAUAUUAAAAAUAAUGUUUUGGGAAGACUGGAAUAAAACUUAAUAGAAUAGGAAAGAACUGGAAUCUGGACUGUGUAGAUUUCUUUUAUUCACAAAUACAUACAUUCCACAAAUUGUUGGUGAUAAAAAUCAAAGAUGUAUUUCCCUAUUUUGUUUUACAUAAUAAGUCCAUAGGAAUUUAGAUUCUACAAAGUAAAUUAAAUGUUUGACAUCUCAACUCAAAAGCCUGUGUUAUUUGAAGGGUCAAUGUGUAAAAAUGCUCUUGAAAUUUACUUCUGAUAUAGAUAUAUAUAUAUAUAUAUAUAUAUAUAUAUUUGUAUAAAUUAUUUGCUUUUCUUUUUCUCUCUGUCAGAAACACAAUAAAAAACAGGAAGAGAAAGAAAAAAAGAAGAAGAGAAAACAAAAGAAGAAAAAAGCAAAGAGCAAAAAGAAAGAAUCUGAUAGCAGUUCAUCUUCCGAUUCAUCAUCUUCCGAUUCAUCAUCUUCCGAUUCAUCAUCUUCGGACUCAUCAUCCUCCUCAUCAUCAUCUGAUUCAUCAUCAGAUGAAGAAGACGAGGAAGCAAGAAAGAAAAGACUUCUGAAAGAGGUUUGUUAUGCUUAGUUUUACUUACCAAGCAUAUUUAAUAUUUGCUUGCCAAGGAAACAAGUGUAUCAAUAAUCACUAGGUUUUGAAAAAAAGAAAAACUAUUGAUCAUUUAUGCUUAGUCUUCUUCGUACCUUGAUAAGAAAGGGAGAAAUUACAUUUUUAAAAUUCAAACAUUAUUCCAGUAGUGUGGUAUGCAUAAACUGUUCUAAUUGAAGACUAUGAGGAAAUAUAACUUUUUGUUAUUGUCAAAUUUUUCUUACACCAUUUCUGCAUUUCUCGAUACACUUAUAGAGUCUCUUUGAGUUUUUUUAAAUAAUUUUUUUACUAUUCUUAUUUAAACCCAGGCUUUAGAGGCCCAAAAUUCCCACGAUAAGAAGAUGUCACGCCUGCUACAAAUGGAUGAACGUAAGAGGCCAUUCAACAGUAUGGUGGAUGUUAAGGCACCAACAGAUGAAGAAAUGGAAGCUUUUAGAAUGAAAAUGAGACGCACAGAUGAUCCCAUGUCCAAUUUCCUCCCAGAUUGAUCAGUACAUGUUAAGUACUUAUACAAUUAGAGGGUGAAGGUUGUCUCUUUAUGACCUGUUGAAACACAACUGAUCCAUGAAGUCUAACAUCUGUGACCAAUUUAGCAGUGUGAUUUUCAAAAAAGCAGUUCAAACAAUAAUACUAUGUUGGACUAAAGUGCAAGACAGAGCUUAAAAAAACUUUUUCAAAUUUCUGUAGCUGUCAAUUAUAGGGAUUCCUAACCAAGUCAGAAACAAAAAUAUGCACUGAUAUGUCUGAAUCUUCAAUAAUCAGUGACAUGGUGUUGCAGGUCAUUUCUAUAUUUUACAAAAAAAAAGGGUAUGAGUUCAAAAGGGGGAUUAGAACCACUGAUUGAAUUAUCUUUAUUAUCAGUUAAGGACUGGUGUAUAUACAUUUGUUUCACUUAAGUUGACCGGUAUUGAAAUACAAGUAUUGAAAUAUGCUGUGUAUAGAUUAUUAUUUUUUAAUCAUCUUGUCUCAACAGCAGCUCCCAUGUAAGGUAGAUUGAAAUAUGAAUGUGUAUGUUAGAAAUACAUUUACAGUAGAUUUUGGCCAAUAAAAAGUAUCUCUUGUUUAAAUAUUCAAGAUGAACCAUAUUAUGAUCAAGGAGUAUGGGCUUUGUGCUGUUUGGAUCUCACCAGUCAUCACAAAGAAAUCUGCUUUGGCUAGUUGCCCUAAAUCUCCUUCACAAAAAUGACACUUUUAAAAAACUUUUUGAUUAUUCAUUUUCUUAAACUUGUCCUAGAUUUUGGAUGACGUCCUAGAUACUGUGACGAUUUUCUGUCAAGUUGGCACUCAAUUUUUCAUGUAAAUUAAGCUGUAAAUAAAAUUUAAAAUGUCAA
This is a messenger RNA of Lymnaea stagnalis (great pond snail), 12328 nucleotides long. Lineage: Eukaryota; Metazoa; Mollusca; Gastropoda; Lymnaeidae. The record is from the annotation of a GenBank genome assembly.